GGGACUGGGGCAUGAAGGUGCAAGUGAGGGUCCCGGGAGGAGAGGAAUGGUGGGGCUCUCUUCUCCCAGGUGCACUGUGGGCUUUGCACACUUACUGGGCUUGGGGUCUUGUUGCAGAGAUGAAGCUGCUCCUGGUCCUAGCAGGAGUCCUGGCCAUUUUGGCCAUGCCCUGGCCAUCUGAGGGUGCUGCUCCAGCUGUCCAGGGGGUGAUAGAGACCUCGGUGGUGCUGACCUGCAUGGAGGAGGCCAAGCGGCUAGUGGACAAAGCCUACAAGGAGCGGCGGGAAAGCAUCAAGCAGCGGCUUCGCAGUGGCUCAGCCAGCCCCAUGGAACUCCUGUCCUACUUCAAGCAGCCAGUGGCAGCCACCAGGACAGCUGUGAGGGCUGCUGACUAUUUGCAUGUGGCCCUAAACCUGCUGGAGGGGAAGCUGAGGCCCUUGUUGUCAGGGCCCUUCAAUGUCACUAAUGUGCUGACACCUGCCCAGCUGAAUCUGCUCUCAAAAUCAAGCGGCUGUGCCUACCAGGAUGUGGGGGUGACGUGCCCGGAGAACGACAAGUACCGCACCAUCACUGGGCAGUGCAACAACAGACGCAGGCCCACCCUGGGGGCCUCCAACCGCGCCUUUGUGCGCUGGCUGCCAGCCGAAUAUGAGGAUGGCUUCUCACUGCCCUACGGCUGGACGCCUGCGGUCAAGCGCAACGGCUUCCGGGUGCCCUUGGCUCGAGCGGUCUCCAAUGCCAUCGUGCGCUUCCCCACGGAGCAGCUGACCCCGGAUAAGGAGCGCUCACUCCUGUUCAUGCAGUGGGGCCAGCUGAUUGACCACGACCUUGACUUUACCCCAGAGCCAGCAGCCCGGGCCGCCUUUGUCAGUGGCCUCAACUGUGAGAUCAGCUGCCUGCAGCAGCCGCCCUGCUUCCCACUCAAGAUCCCACCCAAUGACCCCCGCAUCAAGAACCAACAGGACUGCAUCCCCUUCUUCCGCUCCUGCCCUGCCUGCACGGAGAGCAACAUCACCAUCCGAAACCAGAUCAAUGCGCUCACCUCCUUCGUGGAUGCCAGCAUGGUGUACGGCAGCGAGGACCCCGUGGCCAUGAAGCUGCGCAACAGGACCAACCAGCUUGGCCUGUUGGCCGUCAACCCCCGCUACAAGGACAACGGCCGGGCCCUGCUGCCCUUCGACAACCUGCACGACGACCCCUGCCUCCUCACCAACCGCUCCGUGCGCAUCCCCUGCUUCCUGGCAGGGGACACCCGCUCAAGUGAGAUGCCUGGGCUCACCUCCAUGCACACACUCUUACUGAGGGAGCACAACCGGCUGGCCACGCAGCUCAAGCGCUUGAACCCCCAGUGGAACGGAGAGAGGCUCUACCAGGAAGCCCGGAAAAUCGUGGGAGCCAUGGUCCAGAUCAUCACUUACCGGGACUACCUGCCCCUGGUGCUGGGGCCAGAGGGCAUGAGGAAGUACCUGCCCAAGUACUGCUGCUACAAUGAGUCAGUGGAUCCUCGCAUCUCCAACGUCUUCACCAACGCCUUUCGCUACGGCCACACCCUCAUCCAACCCUUCACGUUCCGCCUGGACAAUCAGUACAAGCCCAUGAGGUCCAAACCCCACAUUCCACUCAGCAAGGCCUUUUUUGCCACCUGGAGGGUAGUGCUGGAAGGUGGCAUUGACCCCAUCCUCCGGGGCCUCAUGGCCACCCCUGCCAAACUGAAUCGCCAGAACCAAAUCGUGGUGGACGAGAUCCGGGAGCGGUUGUUUGAGCAGGUCAUGAGGAUCGGGCUAGACCUGCCUGCUCUAAACAUGCAGCGCAGCCGGGACCACGGGCUCCCAGGGUACAAUGCCUGGAGGGGCUUUUGUGGACUCCCGCAGCCCAAAACGGUGGGUGAGCUGAGCACGGUGCUGAAGAACAUGGACCUGGCAAGGAAGCUGAUGGAGCAGUACGGUACACCCGACAACAUCGACAUCUGGAUGGGCGGCGUGGCCGAGCCCUUGGAGCCCAAUGCCCGUGUGGGCCGGCUCCUCGCCUGUCUCAUUGGGACCCAGUUCAGGCAGCUCCGCGAUGGCGACCGGUUUUGGUGGGAGAACAAGAACGUGUUCAGCAUGAAGCAGCAGCAGGCCCUGGCCAAGAUCUCUUUGCCUCGCAUCAUCUGCGACAAUACAGGAAUCACCACCGUGUCCAAGAACAACAUCUUCAUGUCCAACACAUUCCCUCGGGACUUUGUCAACUGUAGUACACUUCCCGCGUUGGACCUAGCUUCAUGGAGACAAAGUGACUAGAGGCUGUAUAAAGGGAUGCAGAGGAGCUGCCUGGAGAGGAACUGGGGCCCAUUGGCCCUUUUGUACCAUUUGUUUGCACCUGACAUCUAUGAUAAUAAAGUAGCACGGAUGGGGAUUUUUACUCUGUCUGUGUCUAUAGUGGGGCUAGAGCCUCAG
Molecule: messenger RNA, 2435 nt
Organism: Pteropus alecto (black flying fox)
Lineage: Eukaryota; Metazoa; Chordata; Mammalia; Chiroptera; Pteropodidae
Gene: MPO
Product: myeloperoxidase
Exons: 13
Coding region: 12-2279 (755 amino acids)
Biological process (GO): response to oxidative stress
Molecular function (GO): peroxidase activity; heme binding
Source: RefSeq, a predicted model, not a curated record